This is a messenger RNA of Coccidioides immitis RS, 851 nucleotides long. RefSeq lists its product as uncharacterized. Bases 1 to 723 code for a protein of 240 amino acids. The transcript has 3 exons. Lineage: Eukaryota; Fungi; Ascomycota; Eurotiomycetes; Onygenales; Onygenaceae. The record is from RefSeq and is a predicted model, not a curated record.
AUGGACAGUCGACUUAGGCACGCGACGCAGGGGCACAAAGGGCGUUGGACAGAGAAGAGUCGAGAAGGGUCAGGAGAAGCCUUCCGUCUUCGCUGUGCCGGCCCGCCAAGACCCGCUGCCGUUCUGCGUCCCGCUGACUCAGCGCGGCUCCAACCUUCGACUUCGGCCAGCCGCAUUUUUCACCACUCUUUGAUGGAGAAGAGAAAAAGGCUCUGGACCCUCGCCAAUAGUGGUAGCGGGCUAUCCCCCAAGCGGGUUACGCUGUACUCCCUACAGGCCCGAUUGAUCAGUUUUCGUUUCAAGAUAGCCUCCUUCAUCUUGUCCAAACGGAAAUCGAAACUUGCAGACAUUUCCGUUGUUGAAAUUAUACUAAAGUUUGGCCGGGUUGCCGGAUUACUGCUGCUCCCGAGACAAAACACAGAACUCACAUCUUCCGUACUUAAUGAUGACGUGCGAUACCAAAGGAUAAGCAGUUGCCAAUAUUUGGGCUUGGGACUUCUGGGGUCCGUCUUGCUUCCGGAUAUUCUGUCGAUAACGGGAACUACAGUCGCGAUGUUAUUGUGCAACAUGAAUCUACUACCCAGCUACAAUUGCCGCACUCUACGGAGUACAAGCUUUCAUGAUUUGUUGUUAGACUGUCUUUCGAGUUCGUCUGUCCAGGUCUCGAGCCUAGCCAGCAACUAUGGAGAAGUUGAGCAUUACCGGCACAAUGAACGGAGUUGAUCGUAUUAAACUUUGAUUAGCCAUUGGGGAACUUCUCAUGAUGAAAGAGCCAGUAGGGUGCAAGAUAUCAAGCGGGACAUCAAAAACAGGUGAAACAUGCAUUUACUAUUGGUGGGAUAUAUAUGGGG